CAGAAUUAUUCUUGAUAAUCGUCAUCCCGUAUUUCCACUGGCGGAAUAUAUGCAUCUAUUGAAAAAAGUGAUAUUUAAUAAAGGGCAUGAGCCUCGGUCAGUUCCGCAACCAACAUCAUCACAAGCGCCUGUUACAACUGAAGAAGUAGAAGAAAAAGCAGACGAUGACCAAAAAGACGGCAACGCUGUAAAAUUCAUUGAUCUGCCGAGUGAGAUACAGAUGAAUAUUUUGAAAUGUUUGUCCUAUGACGACAUAGCAAAAUUGAGAAGGACGUGUAAACUUAUGAAUACUCUAUGCUCCUAUCUACUAAACAGAGGUUUUCAACAACUGGGAAUUGAUAUUGAUAGAGAGAAGCUUCGCAUAAAACGAGAAUUGCCUCGUCGAGAAUCUAUGAGAAGAUCACAUCGGCUAUCACGUUUAAAUGAUGCCUAUGCUGGUCUUGAUACCAGAUUUUCUAUAAUGACCAUGACUUAUCGAAAAUUUAUUGAUAUGAAAGCUUCAUGUUUCAUACCAGGGAAGGUAUUAGAUGAGUUCUUCCGCAUCAUCGACAUAUUGAAGAAGUCGCAUGAUCGAGGUGGAACGCUUACCAUAGAUAUUCAUGAGCUUCUCAAAGAUUUGAGAGACCUAUCAAGCAUGGCUAUGGAACAUUUCGAAGAACACGUGCAACCGUCGCUGACUACCUCUACAUCAAGUGCGCUUACCAGUUCAUAUUUUAUGACAAUUCAUCCAUCUCUCUUCCGAGCAACUACUACCCCCACUACAUCUCCAUCCAGUUGCAGAGAUUUGGAUACUUGCGAGUGGCGCAAAAAUGUCAUGGAUAAGUUGGCUCAACAGGAGAAACAGAUCAGGAAGCAAAAUACCGAGAUUCUUUCACUCAAGUCCUGCAUAAGACGACUUGUGCUGGUUUGUACGGAGAUGAUUUCGCCGGGAUCGGAGAAAGAAGUCGGUGAUCUGCUAACAGAUGUGCUAAGCACGGUCACCACAGGAAGCACUAGCUGCUGUAUUCAUGAAGAAUUACCUUCAACGUCGAGCACUCCAACCUUAGAAGGAGGAAGUGCACCACGUCGUAAACGAUUUUAUGAAGAUCAAUACUCACAAGAACUUUGUCCGAGGAAAAAGCCGAGGUCAGAGGACCCUUCAGAUGAAAGUCGGAUACGAGAAAGGUGA
Cylicocyclus nassatus is the source of this 1168-nucleotide messenger RNA. The record is from the annotation of a GenBank genome assembly. Lineage: Eukaryota; Metazoa; Nematoda; Chromadorea; Rhabditida; Strongylidae.